CGCCUACCUCGCGACACUCAGUAUUCACCUGCUAACUAGAGGAAAAACUACGUGCCCCUUAACUGUAGAGCAUUACAAGCCAAUUCCAUGGCGUCCUCUGCUGCUGUGCCUGUAGGAUUUCACUAUGAAACAGAGUAUGUUGUUCUCAGCUACCUGGGGCUGCUGUCACAGGAGAAGCCACAAGAGCAACAUCGUCCCUCAGUUCAAGGGACCCAACCGACAGUAGCAUUACAAGCUUUGGAGAAAGAGAUGCUAGAGAAGAUUAAGACAGAAAUUGAGGAGAAGCUAAAACACCUUGAUGAAGAUAUUUUGGAAGCCUUCUCCAGCACAGGGUUUGACUGCCACACUUCCCCUGUAUUCAGUCCUGCUAAUCCAGAGAGCUCAAUUGAGGAUUGUCUAGCUCAUCUUGGAGAGAAAGUGUCCCAGGAAUUGAAGGAACCUCUACACAAAGCACUGCAGAGUCUGCUCAGCAAACCAGUGACUUACCAGGAAUACCGAGAACGUACUCAGGAGGCAGCUGCUCAUGCCAGUGGAUGGAGCAAGGUCUUGGUGCCUCUGGUUUUGCUGCAGCAGUUCCUGAUGGAGUUGACAAACCGGGGCCAGGAGCCGCUCAGCGCACUUGUGCACUUUGGAGUGACAUAUCUAGAAGAUUAUUCUGCAGACUAUAUAAUCCAACAAGGCGGAUGGGGGACUGUCUUUAGUUUGGACUCUGAAGAGGAAGAAUACCCUGGGAUUGUAGCGGAGGACAGCAAUGACAUCUACAUCCUAACCAGUGACAACUCUGGUCAGGUGAGCCCCCCAGAGUCUCCCACAGUAACUACAUCUUGGCAGUCAGAGAGCCUGCCUGUCUCCUUGUCAGCUAGCCAGAGCUGGCACACAGAGAGCUUGCCAGUAUCCCUUGGACCUGAGUCCUGGCAGCAAGUAGCUAUGGAUCCUGAAGAAGUCAAGAGCUUGGACAGCAAUGGAGGUGGUGAAGAAAGGAGUGAGAAUAACUCUUCCAACUCUGACAUAGUACAUGUGGAGAAGGAGGAGAUACCGGAGGGGAUUGAGGAGGCAGUGGUGUCGGCUGUGGAGACUGAGACUGCUCAGGAGGUCUUCCCAGAAACCCCUGUGUCUUUGCUGGAGGUAGAGCCUGAAGCUGUAAUUUCUGCUAUUGAAAAAGCAAGACCCAUGGCACCUUUGCUUGCGAAACACAAGGAAGAGGGGAAAGUAGCUGAGGCACCUGUUGAACCUGAAAUCCCUGUGUUGAGUAAAUCUGCCCAGAAACCAGUGUUGUCAGAAGAAAAGGCUGCUCCAGAACCUGAGAAAAUACUGCCUCCAGGAGAGGAAACAAAAGUGGGAAAGGAGGGCCGCUUGGAAGAAAUGGAAGAGAAAUCUGCCACUGCAGAGGAGAAACCCAUCCUGUUGCCAGAAGGCAAAUCUAUACUGCUGUAUGGAGGGGCCGCUGCAGUGGCCAUCCUGGCUGUGGCAGUGGGAGUAGCACUGGCACUGAGGAGAAAGUAGCAGGGCUUCGAGAUGGAGGCGGGGAGGGAGCAGGAUCCAAUUUCUCUAAAGGCUGAGCUGCCUGCUGUUAAUUGAACAUUCAUGUAACUUAAAUGGUGAUGGGGUGAGGGUAUUCAAUGUGCCCAAGGCUAUGGACAAUCAUGUUUUUAGUGGAAUUGAGUGGGGACUGUUUUUUCCCCCCCAGAAUUAAAGUACAGGGGUAUUUAAAAAAAAAAAAAAAAUCUGUAAAUUUAAGAAUUGUAAGUGCGGGUGCUGAAGAAAGGGGGUGCUUGUGUAUUGAAACUGGAAGAGAGAAUUCCUGGGGAGGAGAGCCAGCUGCUGCUAGCCCCUGGGAUUUUUAGUUUGCGACUGACCCGCUGUUGCAGUUACGCUGUCCUGUCACUUCCUUUCGCACCUCCCGAAAAACAAAAUGAAACGACACCUUAUUCCUGUAGCGCGAGGCUGGUCUCCCUUAGGUCUCAGCUUCCUCUCAGGUACUGCACUUCUCCUUAUAACCUCCUAGGUUCCUUCUCAACCCCAGUGGGAGAGUGCUUCUUCUAUACCUCUUUGAUCACACUUAUUUAGCCCCAGAUACUUCCUGAAGCCCCAUCUUGUACAGAUGCUGCCUCUCUAUCUGUAUUAUCUCUGACCUCUGAUGUUGUCUGGAGAGAGGUGCAGAAGAGUCCCUCUGUGUUGCCAGCAGAGCAGUGGGGUAGGUGUGCUAUAACCGUUUGUUGGUCUGAGAACACCUCUGCUUCCCCGGCCCACUUUACUGACACAGUUCAUUUACCACAGACAUGGCUCUUGUGGGAGUCACUCUGCCAUUUGACAAUGAUUUUGAUACAAGCGCUCAUUCAGGUAGAGUAUAACAACCUUAUAAUUGCAUGAAGAAACCUGAGCAGGAGGUUGAGGCUUGCCAGCUGAUGCACUCGGUGAAGCUGAAAGGUUAAAUGGCUACUUUUGUCCUUAUCUUGUGCCCUAGCUUACUGUUGUCUUUCACAGGGUAAGUACAGAGGAUGUUUAUAGCCUUCACUCAGCCUUGCUUGUCACAAACAGAGAGAAUCUGAGUUGUUCCAGGUAUAACUAAGGCAAACAGCAGUGAGCCUUUCAUUUCUGGCCUUGGCUCCUGGGCCUAGGGGGAGCCAGCACAGUGCAGUCUCAUUAUGCAGCUUGUGGACAAGACAGAAAGAAUCAAUAAAUGUAGCUGAUAGGUGAAAAUAGUGACAGUGCAGUUACUUUGGAAUAAAAUAACCUAGCCCGCUGGUCACAAACGUCGUUUGUGAAUGGUGAAGUCUAUACUGCAGCUUUACAGAUGUAGUCUCAGAGUCCCCAGGUAAAUCUACUGCCUUCUUUUGGAAAUUUAUCCUGGCUCUGUGGCUUAGACAGGUGAAGGGAAACAUGAGAAAGUAAAAACAAAGCCUCAUGCAAGCUAAAGUGUUUUUUUUAAAGCCUAAAAAAUGUUAUUUCUAAUGGCCUUGAUUGCUGUCUUUGAUGCAAUACACCUGUUUCUGUUUCUUACAAAUAAGUGGGCUGAGAAUGAAGAGAACAUCAUACAUUUCUUAUUUUAUUUCAUGUUUUCAAAUGAAAUUAAUUCAUAUCCCUUUUCCUUUCCACCCCUUUAGGGCUCCUAAUGCUGGCAGUCCACAGGAACCCAGCAGAGUUCAGGGAUUUUGCGCUCUAAACUUGUGCUAGGGUGACUUCUCUCGAGAGGGCUCCAGGGGUUGGAGGGAAGUUCUAUGUUAGGGAAACUUUUUAGAGGGAGAGAAUCUGGUGGGAAAGGGAUUGUACAACUGGUGCCAUUGCUGUGGAGGGGGCCUGCUUAGCUCAGGAAUUUUGCACUCUUUCUGCUGAUUAUUAUGGUCUAUAAGCUGGACUGCUUUUACCCCAUGCACAAGUGGUGAUAAGCUGGCCUUAGAAAUAUUUUUGCUGUGUUGUAAAAUUAACUUAGUUCUUCCUCCUUCCCUUAUCUUGCCACAUCCUGGUGAGAUCCUCAUUGCUGUGAGUGUGCAGAAUUGUCAUAGUAUGUUCUUCCCUGUCUUCUCUGUUUUUUCGUGGUACAAAUGCAGCAAAAUGGCACUGGCUGUAUUCUUGCCGUAGUUGCCUCUUCCGCUUUUCCCUGUAGACCAGUCUGGUAAAGGUUUCAGUAUUCCUUUUGUCACAGAUGUGAGAGUGGUUUUCAAUUUGUCUUCGUUUAACUGAACUAAAAUUAAGAACUUUUAAAAUGAUGACAGGAGAGUUGUCAUUUGGGGUAGUCUGUGCCCUAGCCAGAGUGGGGAUUUGCUGUUCAGUGUCUAGUUUGGCUUGUGUAUCAAGGGGUGUUUUACUUGUGGGGUGGGCUCAGUACUCUGCCAACACCAGGGGAAUUGGAUCUGUUCUUACAUCUGGGCUGGUGACUCCUGCUCUCUCUGGGGAUGAUGUUCCUUGGGUGGGAAAGCUCCCCUGUCCUUAUUCACGCAGUGGGUCCUACCACUGUGUGGUUUGCUUCUGACCGCAUUCUGAGUAUUUGUGUGGAAAUUAUGAAAUGUCUUUUUAUCUCAUCCUUUACUCAUCAGUCCAGUAAUAGGGGAACAGGACACAGGUUAGUGAUGGGGGGACAAAAAGUAGAGAGUAUUUCCUUUCAGGCCAGAAAAAAAUCCUUAUCAUGGUGAUACUCCUCUUGAUGCAAGAGUCAGACAGGGCUGUGAAAGUGGAACAAAAUGUCUUUUAUCACAGUCACACAGAUUACUCCUCCUUUUUGGUUUUAGCUGUGAAGAUUGUUCUCCAUCUUAAGCUCUUAUUGGUAAAUGACAGUU
Molecule: messenger RNA, 4274 nt
Organism: Gavialis gangeticus (Gharial)
Lineage: Eukaryota; Metazoa; Chordata; Crocodylia; Gavialidae
Gene: BCL2L13
Product: BCL2 like 13
Exons: 7
Coding region: 88-1503 (471 amino acids)
Biological process (GO): apoptotic process; regulation of apoptotic process
Cellular component (GO): mitochondrion
Source: RefSeq, a predicted model, not a curated record